Anopheles moucheti is the source of this 1510-nucleotide messenger RNA. Its product is annotated as zinc finger protein 181-like. The record is from RefSeq and is a predicted model, not a curated record. Bases 95 to 1366 code for a protein of 423 amino acids. Lineage: Eukaryota; Metazoa; Arthropoda; Insecta; Diptera; Culicidae. The transcript is spliced from 4 exons. Gene Ontology annotation, biological process: regulation of DNA-templated transcription. Gene Ontology annotation, molecular function: RNA polymerase II cis-regulatory region sequence-specific DNA binding; DNA-binding transcription factor activity, RNA polymerase II-specific.
CGCUUUGCGUGAUAUUUCUAGUAUUUGUCGGUUUUGUUUGAGCAACGACGAUGUCCUAUUUCCCGUAUCAAGUGUUCUAAAUGCAGUACUUACGAUGGAAAACAUAGAACGAUUCACUGGCAUACAGGUUUGCAAAGAAGCAGACUCGUUGUACAUGAUUUGUUUGGAUUGCCAUAAUAAACUACAAAAAUUUGCUGGAUAUCGUAGCAUCUGCUUAAGCAACGAUGUGCGUUUUAAAGCUCUAUUUCCGAGAAUAUUCGAGAAAGCCAUCGCUGAUGAUUGUUUGCCAGACGAAUCGAAACUAGAAUACGUAUACAGCAAUAUAGAUGUCGGGACCGUGGAUCAUAGCUACUGCAUUGAUGUACACGACAAACCAAUGAUAGAACACUGCGAAGAGCUAACAAAUAUCUACGUGGAGUACGAAGAACUUAUGGAGGCGUGUGAUAAUGCAGAGUCUUUGGAUGGAAUGGUGGAGGAAAUCGUGGAAGAUACCGAUUUACAGGAUGCCACUGCCGUGAUCACUGUAACGCAAGAUAGUAAUACGGAAAUUUUACCCCGACACAAUAUGUUUGAAACCGUCGUGGAAGAAGAACUCGAAGAUAGCGAUCGUACUGCUGCUGAAGAGUUUCAAUACGUCGACGUACAAGAGCCAGCGAUAGAAUCUGUUUCACUAAGCAUUGAAGAAAAUAGUGGAGCGGAAACGAAACAAGCGAAAGCCGUUAAACAGCUAGCUGCGAAGAAAAGCAUCAGAACACAUCUGUGCUAUAUCUGCGGCAAAUUUGUGUUCCACAUACCAGAUCAUUUGCUAUCGCAUACGAAGGAGCCCCAGUUUGCGUGCGACCGUUGUCCAUUUGCUUCAACACGCAAAUCAAACUUGAAGCUGCACGUACAAAAUGUCCAUUUGAAAAAGGUCGUACGAAGGUGUGACAAAUGUGAUAGAGGAUUUAGUUACGUGGAUUCGUACAGAGCCCACAUGCGUGCGAAACAUAACGAGGGAGAGCUUUUCGUUUGCAAAAUAUGCUUCAUGAAAUUUCGCCAUCGUAGUGGCCUGAAUGGUCACAUCAAUCGCAAACACAAUGAAGAAAGCAACUGUACGUGCCCAGAGUGUGGCUUUGUUUGCCAGGACAAGAAAGGACUACAGAACCAUAGCAGAGUACAUUCCAACGAGAAGCCGUUCGUUUGCAAAUUUUGUCCGAAAGCUUUUAAAAGCCCGUACGCACGCAGGUCCCACGAACUGAUCCACCAGGGAGUUGUUUUCUCAUGCACACUUUGUGUAAAGUCUUAUCGUUACAAGUCGCAGUUAAUAGAUCACAUGAAAAAAGUGCAUGGCCAGCAUACUAGGAAAGUGGCCGAUAACAUGAGCUAACCCCACUCAUCGAUGGUUGGUAGGGCCGCAGCUGCAAGGGCUCUGGAAGACUUAUGCCGAGAACUGUGAACUGCAAAGUGAAAAUUAGAUGCAAUUGUAAUCUAACAAACCUCCAAAUAACAAAGUGAUUAUGUAUUAAUUUUA